This is a messenger RNA of Cylindrotheca closterium, 1137 nucleotides long. The record is from the annotation of a GenBank genome assembly. NCBI's taxonomy places the organism in Eukaryota, Bacillariophyta, Bacillariophyceae, Bacillariales, Bacillariaceae.
AUGACACGGUUAAUAUGGAUAUGCUUGCUAUGGCCUUACAUAUUUUGCUUCAGCUUCAACGCAAGAGCGCACACGAAAGCAAGAACCUCGACACACCUUUUCUCCAGUGUUGGCAUAAAUGACUGUUUGGUGGUCUUGAGCGCAGAUGCUGUUUUGGAUACUGUUGAGCAUCGGUCCCAACUAGGUCUGGAAGCGGCCUUAUGCGCAUGGCCUUCUCUCAAAGUAGAAAAAGAAGUGUUGUUACAAGAUCCGACUUGGCUCUUAAACAAACUAAAGGCACUGUCACACGUUCUGGAUGCCCCAUCUGCGUCAUUCUCUACAACAUGUGAAUUCGCCCUGGCAGCUCGUCUCUUGCUUGAAGAACAAGCCUUGGACGAAGGAGAAUCCAACAACAAGCGAGGGAAAUAUGCAAGCAAAUUUCAUCCACAAGGAAUCGAAGACUCUCCCUCUUCAGCAGAGCCAUCUUCUUCCUCUACCCGUCCGUUGACGGUGGGCGAAAUCGCUGCGAACUGGGAUGACUUCUUUCGAGAAACCUUACAAAUGCGAUACCACGCCAAUUACAAAGAUCCCAUACCUGUUUUACAAUCCAUCAUUGAUGAAAAAAUAGUGGAUUGGGGAGAGCUUCCCGUCUUCUAUCCACAAGUGCAGCACACAUUGAAUUCCAAACGAUAUCAGAACUUCGUCAUGACAGUUCCACCAUCUGACAAGCAGCUCGUACGGCAAAGUCUCGAAGGUGCGAAUGUCUCAUUUAUAGAGACAGCAUCUGCAUUAGUAGCAAUUGAAUCAUUAUCGCUGGAAACAAACAGGCGUACUGUCGUUGUCCUCGAGUCAGACGAAUCUAGUCUCCAGGAUAUUUUGAAUUCGUCCAUUGGAGAGACCGUCAUAGUGGUGAUCGACGGGUCAUACAAACGAUUGGAGGCCAUGGCGUCUUUGUUUGGAGAUUCCAUUCCACGCCAAGGCAACAUUGGGAACACUCCCUUUCAGAAGAAGCUGAGUUUGAACCUGGGAAAAUGGGCAUGCGGGCACCCAACGACUGUCGCAAAAGCCACAAUGAAUCCAUGGACAGAUGUAAUGACAAUGGAAGCACUACAAGAUAAUUUCCUUUCGGGACAAAACAGCGAAGAAGCGUUUCAAUAG